UCGGAAUACCCAUAGAUGUCUGCCGUCAACCGCGAUCGGAGAAUGCCAGCAAAAUGUACAAUUCAAAAGUCCACGAAACCUGUCAUCGAUUACAUUUUGUUCGUUUCUCUGAGCGGGACCGCUAGAAAAAAAAUAUGGAUAUACUAUCAUUGAACCAUCCAACUUUGAUUUCAAUAGUCCUCGCAUUCAUCCUCUGCUAUGUUUUGAAGCGGGCAUAUCCAAACCCAUAUCCAGGUAUCCCAUACAAUGCUGCCUCAGCAAGAAAGUUCUGGGGAGACUCGUCGGGGCUGCUCAACGCUGUCAAGAUAACCCAGGACCCAGCGAAAUUCAUCUUCCAGCAGAGCAGGAAGCUCAACUCGCCCGUGAUUCAGCUCUUUCUCGCGCCCUUUUCAAAUCCCACAAUCAUCAUUGAUGACGUUCGCGAGGUCAAAGAUAUUCUCAGCAACCGCACGCACGAAUUCGAUCGCGCUCCCAGAACACAAGAUGCUUAUCGCUCUCUUCUUCCGCAUUGCAGUUUGGUCAAAGCAACGGGGCCCGCAUUCAAACACCAGAGACGCUUUUGGGAGGGCGUUACCGGCACGCCUUUCCUACGACGCGUCGCUGAGCCCAAGGUGUACCGAUGCGCCCUGGGGCUAAUCGACCUACUCAGAGCUCAGGCCAAAAUGGCCGGUGGUCGACCAUUUUACUGCUUCGACGACUUCGAUGUAGCAGCGUUCGAGCUGAUAUGGGAACUGGUAUUCGGGACCAAUGUCGACGCCAUCAAGAAUGCAUGCAACAAGGCCCUCUGCGCAGCCUCAGACACGGUCCAACCGCCAUCACUGGACUCGCCGGCUCGAAUUCCAGUCAUUCAGAAGCCUGAUAUGUGCGAGGCCGUGUCAUUCUUUAUAAGCACAGUGGCAGAGUCGCUGAAGUCAGUCUUCCAGAAGUGGCACCUUUGGUAUCUCAGACAGCAACCCGUCUACAAGCGGAAAUUAGCUUUCAAAAACAGCACCAUUGACGGACUUAUUGAAAGCACCCGCUCGAAGUUAGCAGGGAUAUCCGAGCGUCAACUGAUGGAGCUUGAAGAGAGCUCUGCCGUGGUCACUGGUGUACGGCGUCAGCUCUUGGCCCACAUACGUCAGGGACAGCCCGUCAACGUCCCAUUUUCGGCAUCAAUUCAAGCUGAGGUUCAUGAUGAGCUGUUCAUGAUUCUGGUCGCUGGACACGAGACAAAGGCUGUUCUCCUCUCCUGGUCUGUAAAAUUUCUGAUCGCCAAUCCCGAGAAGCAAGAAAAACUACGAAGGGCCCUUGUUGAUGCUUUGCCUAAAGGUUCCAAUGGAGAGCAACCUUCAGUGAAAGCUAUCAUGAGCACGUCGAUCCCGUAUCUCGAAGCAUACAUGGAGGAAUCCAUCCGAGCGGCGAACACGUCUCCUCGUCUCGUUCGGACAACUACCACCGAUACCCAGGUGCUCGGAUACUCAAUCCCCAAGGGCGUUACCGUAAUUCUCAACCCUUAUAUCGGUACAAAGCCCCUCGAUAUCCCUGAGCAUUUGAGAUCCGAGACUUCCCGUAACUCCAAGGGUAACUUCGAAUCAUACUGGGAUGUCAACGGCAUGGAUGAUUUCCAGCCAGAGCGGUGGCUUGCAGAAGACGGUUCCUUUAACCCCCGUCAAUUUCCACGUCUGGGAUUCUCUGCAGGUCCGCGGAUGUGCUAUGGCAGAAAUCUCGCGUUGAUGGAAUUUCGCGUAAACCUCGUGCUCCUGGUCUUGAACUUCAAGUUCGAGUCUCUUCCCAAAGACCUAGGCAGCAUGGAGUCUCAACAGCGACUUUUCCGAAUGCCACGACAGUGCUACGUCAGGCUCAGUCCUCUUUGAACUCGGACUGGCUUUCUCAAGUGGGCUCGAUUUUGGUGCUCAGAAAUCUCAAUAGAACACUAACAAGCUCCUUCGUUGCUUUGGUGUUUCGCGGGAGAUUUCCAAGCUUGAGGUGCCAAGGCAAGCUCUAGAUUUACAUGAAGUCAGAUGCCGCUAUAUCGUGUCUACUACCGAUAUCAAAUGAUUUUAAAGGCAGCAAGACCAGCUCAUCAGCCAUCGUGAUCCAGGCGGUGCUUCCACUUCGAUAACAGUAUCUAUAGCAACCCACACGAAAGCGCGGCCUUUCUCUUUAUGAAUCUUGAUAGUAGUCUAUAUGUAUGAGCAUGUAUGAGCAUGUAUUCUACCGCGGCGAGUCCUUGCAGAGAAACAUGCGACUUUUUUGUCCCAGUGAG
Aspergillus homomorphus CBS 101889 is the source of this 2245-nucleotide messenger RNA. Its product is annotated as putative cytochrome P450 oxidoreductase. The coding region runs from base 135 to 1853 and encodes 572 amino acids. The transcript has 3 exons. The record is from RefSeq and is a predicted model, not a curated record. Gene Ontology annotation, molecular function: iron ion binding; monooxygenase activity; oxidoreductase activity, acting on paired donors, with incorporation or reduction of molecular oxygen. Lineage: Eukaryota; Fungi; Ascomycota; Eurotiomycetes; Eurotiales; Aspergillaceae.